Messenger RNA from Aspergillus clavatus NRRL 1, 192 nucleotides. RefSeq lists its product as uncharacterized. Lineage: Eukaryota; Fungi; Ascomycota; Eurotiomycetes; Eurotiales; Aspergillaceae. The coding region runs from base 1 to 192 and encodes 63 amino acids. The transcript has a single exon. The record is from RefSeq and is a predicted model, not a curated record.
AUGGUGUUCAGAGACCAAGGAAACAGCGGUGGUCACUGGUCCAACAGUCAUUCCAAGGCCAGCCAUCCUGGACUCAAGCUUGGGUCUCAGUCCCAUACACAGAAGGAGGGCGCAGUGGUCAUGUCCGGUUUUGCGGAGGAGGAGAGAUUGGCCCAGGACCAGCACCAGUGGAAUAUCGUCAAUGGAGAGUAA